AUGCUCGGCGUCUCGCGGAGCCUUUUGAUAGGCUAUUUCCUGUUGUUCUGUCAAUUGCUUGGCUUAUGCCAUGCCGAGGAUUACGAUGGUCCUACCCAGCUCGAACGCCUAGAUCAUGUCCCGCACGACCUGCUCGGCAAGGACGAUGCUCACCAGAUGCACAUGCCGGAUCCUAUGCGGAAUCUCAAUUACCAUUUUGUCAAGAUUGAGGGAAAACCGCAGGGAAGUGUUCGAGCACCUACCGAAGCUUUCGUCGAGGAACUUAGGAGACGCAAGGUAGACACCGUUUGCUUUCUGGAUCCGGUUUCGUCGGACGAGCACCGCAUCAUACAGUUCUUUGAAUCCCGUGGGUUCAAGGUUCAAACCGAAUUCCGCAACGAAUUCAACGAGCUCAUCAACAAGGAACCAUCCCAAAAAUUGCAUUCAAACGUAAAGCUGAGCCAAUUCCUGGAGGAGGGGACAUAUACGGGCGUGCUGUUUUAUGAAACAAAGGGAAAUACGAAAACAGCGACGGUGUUCUCGAGAAUCUGGGGAUACGAGUCCGUAAGACUCUUUGACGCCACCGGCAGAGCGUUUUGGUCCCAAAGCAUACAACGAAUUCGCAUCAGACCCCUCUUCCUUCAGCUGCUUUUCGGCAUUACCGAAAAGCAGGCCAAGGAAGCGGUGAAAGCGGAGAGGAUCAUUGUCAACUCUUCGUCGCCCUAUCGGCCACUUUGGGACCACGGCAGGAGAAACCGAUUCGACGCUGAGGGGAGAACCUUUGUUCCAAGAAAAUCAAUGGUGCCCGAAAUAUCCUUGCCACCCAUGAGCAGAGGCCCCGUUACCGCGGCGGACGCUGCCGUAGUAAGAGAGUAUUUGGCGGAAUUGCGAAGCCGUGACGCUCGGAACCCCCCGUGGAAAUUGGUUCAAGGCGCGGCUGGGGGGCAGCCUGUCCACAACCCACCAGGAGGGCCACCCAUCCAUGUCGCGGCUGGAGGGCAGCCUAGUUCGUCCCAUGCUCGCCCGGACACGCAUGGCCAAGAUAAACCAAACGAAGGACCCCCGAAGAAGAUCUGGCGACCCUGGGAUGAUGCUGCCGAUGCUGCGGUAUUGCAAACUGGCACUUCUAGUAAAGACACCGCUCAGUCCAGAAACCCUCCGGACGGGGUGGAGGGACAAAGCAGCGCGUCUCAUAAUCGACACGAUGAGUCAAACGCCGAGCCCAAGCAGCUUGCCUCUGAACCCGAACGGCAUGAUACUGGGAGCGAACCUGAACACAACAACUGCAAGCGCGACCAGGCUUGCCAUAGGCGAACGUUCAAGACCCAAUGCCAAUUAUUUCGCCGAGGGAACAGCCUAUAUCGACGCGCCAGAGGUGGGGGCCGUGGACAAAGCGGAGCUAGAGGCAGUUCUAGCCAAGGAUAUCAAUCGAACUACGGCCAGGGAUAUCGACUAAGCUCCAGCCGAAGUCGUGGAAGCAGCGCAGCUAGAGCAAGCUCUCCCCAACGUCCUGGUGUCGACUCUGGCGAUAGUUUUCCAGAAUACCGCGGCGGAGAAUUUUGGGAAAACGCCGGCCGAGGCUCCGAAAAGAGCGCGGCUAGACCUAGUCCCGCCAACGGUCAAAGUCGAGCAAACCCAAGCCGAGGUGGGAAGUCAAACUAUUGCGUUGCAGAUGAUUUAUCCAACUUGGCUGCCGAAGCCUUCCUUUUCGCCAUCGACAUGGCUGCUAAAGCGGAGAGGCCAGGCUCCUCGGGCUCCAAUGGAAAUAAUGGGCCCAAGGACACAAACAACGGGCCUACUUGGGAGCCGGAACAACUUGACGACAAGAACACUCCUGACGCGCCUUUCUGGCAACCCCCCAAAAGUAUUGUCGACUCAAAGGUUCCACCUGCCGUGGCCGAAUGGGUUGAAAAAUACAAGAAGAUGCGUGUACAAGGAGAGAAGGCCCUGGAUGAUCUAAUUCCCCAAGUAAUGGAGGACCGAGAUUUUGCCUACAAGACCUAUUACCUUCAAGAUCGGACUCUAUCGAUCAUACUAAAGAAUGAUUUGCAAAUAAGUUGCGAUGCCCCUAGUGGUACUUCGACGGAUAUCGACCUAGAUACUUGCAGCUUUGCUCCGUUGCCUCAGGCUCAGGAUUAUGCGGCUGAAGAGGUGGAGAGGAAGAAGGCUAAAUCGGAAGAGGGCAUUCUAGACGUUGCAGAUGACGAGCGUCCUCAAGCAUGA
This is a messenger RNA of Drechmeria coniospora, 2202 nucleotides long. RefSeq lists its product as uncharacterized. NCBI's taxonomy places the organism in Eukaryota, Fungi, Ascomycota, Sordariomycetes, Hypocreales, Ophiocordycipitaceae. Bases 1 to 2202 code for a protein of 733 amino acids. The record is from RefSeq and is a predicted model, not a curated record. The transcript has a single exon.